AUGUCGCACACGGAUCAUCGAGUGGGUUAUGUUGUAUUGGCUCUCAUUGCUGUCAUCCUCUACUUCACGGCGAUCGGCUACGGUGGAUGGGAUUGUAAAGGCAGCAUUUUGGGCCAGACAUGUGCCAAAAACUCGGUGAACCUGACAACUGGCGCCCUCCUCACUACAGCUGGUGUGGUUGUCUUUUUUGCCGCCAUCUUCCUCAUUCUUACCUUGACGAAGGGAAAGGACUGGAUGGACAUUCUAGCCACUGUGCUCACCAUAAUUGCCGCAAUUUUGGCGAUGGCUGGAGUGUUUUACUAUUUAGACAAAAAAAAUAUAUGGUCUCCAUUCAUCGCUACCAUUGCGAUGUCGAUCACUGUGGCUCUUGCCGCCAUUCUCAUAUGCGAUCAUUGCACCAUCACCACUCAUAAAGCUUAA
Messenger RNA from Hydatigera taeniaeformis, 420 nucleotides. NCBI's taxonomy places the organism in Eukaryota, Metazoa, Platyhelminthes, Cestoda, Cyclophyllidea, Taeniidae. The record is from the annotation of a GenBank genome assembly.